Messenger RNA from Acanthosepion pharaonis, 1377 nucleotides. The record is from the annotation of a GenBank genome assembly. Lineage: Eukaryota; Metazoa; Mollusca; Cephalopoda; Sepiida; Sepiidae.
AUGGACAGCAGUGGUCGUAGUAAUGAUGAUAACCGCGGUCAUCCCCGUCAUUUUUUAACUCCAGAUGGCAAAAAGAUGGACAAGUCGCCCAGUCUACAUGGUAUGCACGCUCAAAGUUCAACCGAAACAAGCGGCUUGGGAGAAACUAUUACUUCGGGAUUUUCGUCUCAGGACAGCGUGCUAAGUGGUAAGGAUCUUGAGUACUAUAAUAACUCCUCCACCGAUGCAACGGUGGUGAGAAACCCCAAAAGCGUGUCGGUCACGGAUGAGAGCAUCAGAGGAGUAACCCGGAUCGGACGGAAGCCAGUCAUUCGUCCAAUAGGAACCCAGAAAAAGAGUUACGCCCCUGUGCCUGCAACGGCUGAUGUGAAUGACGAAGACAUGUUUAUCAACCAGACGAAUUUCGACGCUCUGUUUAUGCAGAGCGCCGCUGAGGCCGCGCGAGUCGACGAGAACAACGUGACAUCUCGUAUGACUUCGUCCGGGCAGACGAACUCUCACCAGAGAGACCCCAUAGACGAAUGGGAAAGAGGAGGUUCGGUGAGGAGCUCUAUAAGGAGUCACUCGUCGAUCGGGUCCUUUCGGUCGCGAAAUGGAUCCCGGAAAAGUCCCAGGCGAUUCCUGGGCGUCGGAACAAAGUCAACGUGGAUGAAGUGGUCGGAGGAACGCAGAGCGUCGUACCGACGACGAAUCGAACUACUGGACAAACCAAAAGUCGACACGGACCGCGUGACCACCCCAAUCAAGAAAGCGCGUCAGGAGUGCCUUAAAUUUGUCCAUCCCGACUUGGAGAAGAAUUAUCUCUCAGAAGAUGACAUCAAUGAUUUAAAGAGGCAUAAACAGCAGCAGUAUUAUACUUAUAGCGUGAUCGAGAAGUCCAAAAAAGGUCGCUACCCAGUGCGGACAGAGCUCUCUCUUUUUUCUCUAUCACUCUCUCCUACAUACUCUCUCUCUUUCUCUCUCUCUCUACCAAAUUUAACAUUCUAUAUCCGAACACCUCUCUCUUUCUCUCUCUCUUUCUCUUUCUCUCUCUCUCUCUUACUCUCUGUUGAUCCCCCUCGACCAAUCUCCUUUCUCUUUCUCUCUCAUUCUCUCGCUAUCUUUUUUUCUCUAUCACCCUCUAUCUAUCAACUACUCUCUCUUUUUCACUCUAUUUCGACCUCUGUAUCUUUCUUUCCCUCUCCCACUCUGUCAAACUCUCUAUCCACCCCUCUCUCUCUCUCUCUCUCCCUGACAAAAUGUUUCUAUUUCUCUCUAUCAUUUUCUAAACCUCUGUUUCUCUCUCUCUCUCUCUCUCUCUCUCUCUCUCUCGCGCGCGCGCGCUGUUUAUCUAUCUCAACCAAUCUGUUUUCUCUCUAUCUUUAUUUCUCUCUAUGA